Molecule: messenger RNA, 7618 nt
Organism: Apis cerana (Asiatic honeybee)
Lineage: Eukaryota; Metazoa; Arthropoda; Insecta; Hymenoptera; Apidae
Gene: drm
Product: odd-skipped family member drumstick
Biological process (GO): regulation of transcription by RNA polymerase II; embryo development
Cellular component (GO): nucleus
Molecular function (GO): RNA polymerase II transcription regulatory region sequence-specific DNA binding; DNA-binding transcription factor activity, RNA polymerase II-specific
Source: RefSeq, a predicted model, not a curated record
ACCCCGAGAGAGGCUCACACGAACGAAACGACACAACUGGUGGGCAUCUCUCCGGUGAGUUGGGUUCGGUAGGGAGGUGUCUCCCGGUCCUCCAACCAGAAGAAGCGAGACGACGACGACGAAGGAGACCUUUGGCGGUUACACACCGCGUCCUACCGUCUUCUGGUGUGCCUACCUAUUCGGGCUACCAGCGAACCGAGCGGGCAAACGGAGCUUCAGUCGACGCCGCGCACCCAAACGGUCCAGACCUGUCAGCCCGGAAGACGGUAUUAUAUCCCGACAAACGUACACGAUACCCAGGGACCAGAAUACAACUGGAGUAAACCACGAACCAGUUUCCACGAUUCGUCCAUCCCUUCCUCUCCCUUCUCUCGCUCCUAUAACAACCGGGAUAAGAAACGAGAACCGAUCAUUCUCGCCUGCCCAGUUCGCACGAAUUCUCCGCAACGGGGGACACGUUUAUUUGACCAGAAGUCCGGCAAACAGCCGCGUGAGAGGGAACGCUACGAGGGAACCGAGCGUGGGUGUAUGCUACGACCGGUAGAAGGAGGACAAGCUGCAAAACCCAAAAGGGAGAAAGAGAGAGAAAGAGAAGGAGAGAGGAGAAAGAGAGAGAGAAAGAGAGAGAGGGAGAGAUCGUGUUCCCGCGAGGAGGUACAGACCCGAGUGAUCUCACUCGCAAGGAGUUAGCCGGUUGGGACUAGGUUUGCGCAGGAGGAGAACCAGCGACACCCAAGCGGGAGAGAAAGAGAAGGAAGAGAGAGAAAGAGAGAGAGAGAGGAAAAGAGUAUCGAGAGAGGGACCCCAAGGAGAGGAAGCUUCUCGUGAAAGAGAGAAAAACGUUCCCCUUGUCGGGCAAGAGGGAAAGAGACGCCUUAUAGGCUGUACCAGGUGGAAGGGAGGUGACUUCGAGGCGUUAGCAGGACCGCGAGAGAGGAGGUAGAGGGAAAGGAGACAGAGAGUCGACCAAGAGAAGGAGCGGUGGGAAUUUAUAAGGAUGUUCGCGAUAAUGCCGAUGGAGACAGAGGGGCACGGCAGGGAGUUCGGCCGCCGGCAGAAGAUGCGCGCCAAGUGCACGGUAGAGUUCGUCUGCAAGUACUGCCAGCGGCGCUUCACGAAGCCCUACAACCUCAUGAUCCACGAGCGCAGCCAUAAGGACGAUGUGACCUUCACCUGUGAGGUCUGCGGAAAGUCCUUCAAGCGGCAGGACAACCUCAAGCAGCACAGAUGUGGGUGGCGGUGAGCGGGAGCUCUGAAUCUCCUGCACCUUGACACACACACAAUGCACACGCAACAACAAUAUCAACAACAUGAUCAACAAAAAAAAAAAAUUUCAAACAUCUUUCAAAAAUCUAUAAUAACAGAAAAAAAUUACAAUCCACCUUCUUCUAUUGUUUCACAUUUAUAGAUAUAUAGAUAUAUAUAUAAUAUUCUCUCUUGAUUUUUUUUUCUUUUUUUUUUUUUCUAUUCUUUUCAAUUAUUUUUCAUUCUCCCGCACUAUGUCCCCGCCUCGAUCACACAAGGACAUCGUCCUUGCAUCGCGUACCGCCACCACAAAGUAAAGAAAGGAAAAAGAAAGGACACAAUAACGCCCAGCAUGCUAUAUAAGGAUCUAACCUCUAACAAUACCAAUCUUCCAUUUAUUCUUCCGCUGUUUCUGCUAUUUGACGAUCCACGAUCGCCAAUUUAUUCGCCUUCUAAUUCUUACUUCUACUAAACUACUACUAACUCGAGCGCGCACGAUAAUCCACUUGGCUAAAUCGCGAAGCGGUGAUUUGUUAAAAAAGGAAAUAGGAGGAAAAUGAAAGUAAGAGAGGAAGCGGAGAGUUUCCUUGGAGAGUACUUUCCUCAUCUUCCGAUUUCGACCAUCUUUGUUCCAGGAGCAUACACUCUGUUCCCUACAAGGGCUCCAACGGCUACUCAAAUGGCUAUUCGAAUGGCUACUCUAGGUACUAGAAGCCAUCCAGCCAACUUAUUAUCCUAAACUUCCCUCGUAGACGCGCGUUUCUCUUUGUUCACUGAAUAGGCUAGUUUAUUGACAAGCGGUUCGACGAGGUUUUCUUUGGAAUUUCGAUGGAACCGUUUGCGGUGUACGUAUAUAUACGUAUGUACAUGAGUGCAUGCUGUUUCUAAGAAAAUGAUUUUAACUAGGGACGAGAAUUCGAGAACAUUUGACAUUUCAAUGUCCCAUUUCUAAUUUUAACCCGAGGAUGGUUAUGGAAUUUUGUUAAUGCAACCGUGCGAAGGGAAACGAAAAUGUCAAGAAAAAUGGAUAGAGACAGAGAUUUUCUUAAUCAGAAAUUUAUAUACUGUUCUUUCGAGAAAAGAAUGAUAAAUUAAAGUAGGUUUUCAAUUUCUUUUUAAAUAUAUAUAUAUAUAUAUAUAAGUUAAAAUAUCGUUGGACUUGUUACAAAAAUUUUCAAUUGCGAAGAUAUCUAAGAAUAGUUAUUUCUCGCACGUUAAAAUAUUUAUAAUUAGCGAUUUGUAUAUUCCAUAAUUGCUCAAAUGCUGAAUAGUUAACGACUAAUAAAAUUUUUUAAAAUUAAUAGGAUAAUAGUUUCAAAAGUAAUUUUUAUAAUAAUUGUAAAGCUAUUACUACCAAGAGCACUAUUAAAUUACAUAGGAUCUAUAGAAACGAAGAGAGAAUCGAAUAAAAAUGAGAAGAAAAGAAGAAAGAUUCAAUGAUGAAAAUAAAAAUCAACGUCGAAAUUCCAAGAAAUUCUCUUGAUCCGGCCACGAGUCUAUUCUUCUCCGUCUGUCGAUCUUUCCAAGAUCGGUCGAUUAAUUAAUCAACUCGACAUAGCACUAGCGAGCCUACUGAGUCGCAAGGGAAACAAUACCGUGGAUACUGAUCGUCUCCUCGCCUAUUUUAAAACCUCGCUUCUCGCUCCUUCAUUCCCGCUUUUUCGACGAUAUUUUUUUUAUUUUUUAUUUUUUUUUUAUUACAUAAUUUUUUUUUAUUAUUAUUUUCGCUUCUGCCACUUUCCUGUAUUCCAAGCCUAGACACCUAGACGUUAGCCACAACAGCAAGUCAUUCUCGCGACAUUUCAUCGCGACAAAGACAUCGAGAGACAGAAAACAAACAGAGGAAGAACCAUAUCACCGUGAACUACGUCAGAAUUUCUCCUCCCCCACCCUCCCCCCCAAAAAGGUGAAUUCUGGUAGAAUCAUCAUCCUCGAGAUCAAGCCGAUAUCAACGAUACCGAAGAUCGGGCAAGUUUCACGAGAGGCAGAAACUUUUCAUUAUUAUUUUUCCAAGCAUUCGAAAUUCGAAGAACAACAAACGAACCCGUUCCACUUCCACUCGGGUUUUUAACGAGCCUUCAACUCGUGGAGAUGAUGGCCAGGCACAAGUUGCACAAGAUCGUGGAAAGGCAGGCCAGGAGGGGAAAUCUAACUUCGUUAUCAGCGACACGUUCGAAGGCAGCCAACUAUGCACCCGACCAGUUCCCGUUAUCUCUCUAAAAAUCUACCAGGCCGUGGUUCCUGCUUUCUCUUACGCCAGCUGUAACAACUUAAUCGUGGAAAGCCGACGUAAUUCAGUUCGAGCAUCCAUGGGAAUAGAGGAACGAGGCCAAGGUCGGAGGAUCACACGCUUUCAUCAAACUUCCGAUACAAUACGACAUUCACGGCUCUCGUUGUCCAACACGAGAGAACGCAUCUCAAGUCUGUCCAACAAUCCGGAAGUUCGACGUAUAACGAAAGUAACAUUAAAAAAAAAAAAGGCUGAACACUAAUUAAUUUUCCCUGUAAAGGAAUCCCUGUCGAGAGCCAUAAAUCCGAUCCAUAAAGCGGCAAGAAACUCGAUUUCAAUAUCAAAGGGGUAUCCGAAUCCGGGCGAUUUGGCCCGGAAGCGUCUAAUUUGAAUUCGAGGAUCCUCUGGCGGGGGCCAGGUGCAAACAGGCCGAGAAAGAGAGGAGAAAAAGAGAAAGAAGAAAAGGAGGAUGGAUCCGUGUCAACGUUGUUACACGAGGACCUCGGGCUAGAGUCCCAAAUUGGGCCGCGUAAUAACCCGCUUCAAAGAUGCUGCUGAGGACCGGAUGCUACCGUGGGACCACGCCCAGGCCUGGAGCGACUCGUUGUCGGCCCAACCACCUGGCCAUCGGGAUCAGAGAGCCGAGUGCGGGCCUCGAUUCCACGCGAUUCACAAGAAGCCAACAGAGAAGGGAUCCACCAAGGAACGUAUGAGAUCGUAUGACGAGGAUUCCUCGAAGAUCAUGAAGGGAAGAGAUUGUUCGACGAGGAAGGAUCUCUCUCAUUGGCGUCUUUGGAUUGGCAAUGAUGAGAGCAAACGCGAGCCAAAAUCGGGAGAGAAGAGAGAGAUCUAGUCGAGAGAGAGAGAGAGAGAGAGAGACACGACGACCUUGGAAAUGUGAAACAAGGCGGGUCCACUGACGCAGAUACCAGUCAGCAGGGAUCGGUUUCCAGUGGAUGAACCGUCGACUCUGGAUGUGUCUGUUCGACUUCGCGUGGACACGAGGCCUCGAUCGUUCGAUCAGAACGGCAUGAUCGAUCGGUAUCGACCGUUUCCCAGACUGGACAACCGAUUCACGCGGCCGAUUCUUUCGUCCUCGGAGCCACGAGUACCUUGCCUGCAACUUUGUUGUAAAUGGCAAUGUGGGCAACGUAGCAGUUGGGAAAUGUGCAUUGUCUUCGUGACGAGGGAGCGAAUAUCAAUUGCAACGCGUGGCCAAGUCUGAAUAAUCGAUUGGAGAUUUUGUUGGUAAUUUUUCUCUCUUUUUUUUUUCUCUUUUUUUUUCUUGAUUCGUAACUCGAGUCUUGGAGGGUGUUAUGAAACUUUGCGAACAUUUGUUCUUGAUGGUUUUGUAAAUGUGUUGCUCAAAAUUGUAGGAGGAGGAAUAGUCGUUGAGAAAUGAAAUGGAAUGAGAUUUAAAGGUAUGUUUGACAAAUUUCUAUUUCGUGCAAUGAUAGAAUAAUGAGAUAAUAUAUUUGUUUAAAUACCGAUGCCACGUUCUCCAAUUAUUUUGAGCCAUACAUCGCCGAAAUAUAAGAUCAUAUGUUUGCUCAUAUAGAUAUGCUACGUAAAUUUUUUUGAACAGUGAUCUGCUAAUUUUUACAACACAAAAAUUCUUGUAUUGUAUACUUCGUAAUUUUUAGAUUAUUGCAUUCAAUCUCAAUGCAAUAGUCGAAACAAUUAUUUUUUUUCCUCGUCACCAAAGCGCUCGUUAAAAAUAUCUAAUACGUGAAGCUUUUUUAAAGAGAAGCUUCAUAAAUUUGUGCUAGAUUUCAACUUUCCAAAUUAAUUUUUCCAUUAUAAUUUUUUUCCAUUAUAAAAAUCAUUGGCUAAUAGAUCGCGCUCGACAAAUUUGCGAGACUGCAAUUUUAUAAUCUUCCCGCAAUUACGUAUUACGUAAUAUAAAAACAAAUUACAUCGAGAAAUAGCGCGAAUGAGAAGUAAAAAUAAUUGUGUAAAUGACUCUGAUUUUUGCAAACUGCGACGUCUCGAGGUAUCUCGAGAUCGAUCGAUCGAUCGAUCAACUGUUCGUCAGUUUCGAAAAUCUGUGGCGAUAUGGACGAAACGUGUGCUUGAAAUUUCUUGAAAAAUUGUAUUCGUCACGAUCAAAUAUCGCGAGAUCUGCUUUUCCGGGACGUGAUAAAAAAGAAGGAAAAGAGUGAAUAAGUUUGGAAGAUAGAAAAGAGGAAGAAAUUGAGACAAAAGUCGCGCUUUGUAAAUAGCUUAAAAUAUUUUAUACAUUAUCGCUGCGUCUUCUAAAAAUUAAUCUAAUCAUUCGAUCGUAUUAUUAUUAUUAUAAUUAUUAUAAUAAUUAUUAUAAUUAUUAUUAUUACUAUUAUUAGUAUUAUAAUUCUUAUUAUUAUUAUUACUAUUAUUAUUAUUAUAAUAAUUAUUAUUAUUAAUAUUAUUAAUUAUUAUUAUAAUUAUUAUUAUUAUUAUAUGGAUGAACGUUAUGGAAGAAGAAAAAAAAUUAUAGAAAAAAAUAUAUAUAGUCGUUAGUCAUUGUAAUGCGCAUCGUAGCCAUCGAUAGGCCUCUCGAUCCCCGUAGAAGCUGUAACAAUCGUUUUUUUUAUUAAUUACCGUUUAAUAGGAGUGAUAAUAAUAUUAUUUUAUUAUAUUAUAAAUAUAUUAUUAUUAUUAUAAUUAUUAUAAUUAUAUAUAUGUAUAUAUACAUAUAUAUACAUGUAUAUAUAUAUAUAUAUAUUGUAAUGUGUAUCUAUAUAUCUUAUUACGCCUGUAUCGCUAGCUUUACAAAUGAACCGGGGCGCACGGUCAGCCCGGUGACAAUGUGGCAGACAAAGACGGAGAGCGAGAGAGUAAGAGUGAAAGAAUGAGAUGGAACGUGUGAGAGUAAGCGAGAAAGAGAGGGAGAGAAAGAGAGACAUGAUUCUGUUGCUUUUCUCUCGAAGAGAGAUAAGACGACACGAGUAUGCGUGACACCUCUCCGUGUGCUUUCGGGGAAUCGCAUUGUACUUGUGGGCACGUCCCUCCCUACCGGCCUACCAAUAAAUUUCGCCAAGUCGUAAAACGCUGUUCUGUCCAUUUCUUUUUCUCUCUUUCUCUCUUCCUUUCUUCUUUCUCUCUCUCUCUCUCUUUCUCUCUCUCUCUGUUUUUUCUCACUUUUUUUCUCCGUCUCAUUUUCAUCCCAUCCUUUCAUCCCAUUCCUCUUCGUUCCUCUUCCGUGCCGUGCACAUUUUCACGAAAUCCAACAACGGACCCAUCCUUUUUUCCAAACAUGUCCAACCGACGAAAGUUAUCGGAUGACCAUGUUCAUCCCGAUGUCUUCCCCUCUCUCUCUCUCUCUCUCUCUCCCUCUCUCUCUCUCUGUCCGCGGCAAGAGAAGGCUGAUUUGUUGUCCGUUUAAUUGAAUUAUUUUAAUGGGCCCCUCGGGGCCUUUUGAUGGACGACUUCGGGGCCCGGCAGCCUCCACCGCGCUUACUUCCCUUCCCUCUUCUUCCGUUUCGAUCUGUUCGAGGGUUUUUUGACGGUGAUCUAUGCACCGGCAUGUUCUGGCCAGGUUCUGCUCUGUCGCGUUUGUUUUUCUUCACUUUGGGUCAGGUUCGGGUAUGUAAGGUUUUCGGGAGCGUAUAUAAGGCGUUGAAAGAUCGUUGAUUCGGGAGGAAAGGUGAGAAAAAUUGGCAAAUCGAGCGAGUUGGAAAAUAUAUGAUAUGAAGUUUAAAUGGCAAUAUAUAGAGAGGAGAUUAUGUUGUAAUUUUGAAAGGCGUUUGGGUGAUAGAGAUCAUGAUUCGAGAAAUGAGGAAAAUGAGAAAAAUCGACAAAAUUGAAAGUACGAUGAAAAAUUUAAUUGGCAAGUACGUUGGGAGAGAAAGAUGUGUAUAUAAUGAUUGAUAUCGAAUUUUGUUACGCUAUAAUUGUCCUUCGUUAAUUUUGAUUUAAAUUUUUUGUUUCGAUCUGACCUUUCUUCUCCGACGUAUGCGAGUAUAUACGUGUAUACGUACAUAUGCUUCGAAAAGAAUUUUUUUCAAAAAAAUUGUUUUUUUACACAUUUACUUUAUGUGUCACGCCAGAGUUAACUCAUAAGUUCUAAGGAAAAAUAGCAUUGUCACACUAGCGAUGACCUCAUAGAGAACAAAGAACAAUUAUGUAAAGUAGAGUCGUUUUAAUAAAUUAUGCUUAGUAUUU